This is a messenger RNA of Lolium rigidum, 667 nucleotides long. RefSeq names its product protein kish-like. Gene Ontology annotation, biological process: protein secretion; intracellular transport. Bases 134 to 346 code for a protein of 70 amino acids. The record is from RefSeq and is a predicted model, not a curated record. NCBI's taxonomy places the organism in Eukaryota, Viridiplantae, Streptophyta, Magnoliopsida, Poales, Poaceae. The transcript has 4 exons.
CGCACACACCUGUGUACACACCCGCCGCGAGCCUGUAGAUCCAAGAUUUACCGAAUCGCCUUCACAGCUUCACUGUCCGGGAGAAGAAAUCACGAGACCACCGCGGGCGCGACCACGGUAGGAGCUCAGCGCCAUGUCGGCGCUGUUCAACUUCAACUCCUUCCUCAUCGUGGUGCUGCUCGUGAUCUGCACCUGCACCUACGUCAAGAUGCAGUUCCCUGCCAUCCUCAACGACCGCACCGGAUUCCGUGGUUUCUUCUGGAAAGCCGCCAGAAUAGGUGAACGAUUGAGUCCUUGGGUAGCAUUUGGGUGCUUCGCUAUGGGGGUAUCCACAAUCUUCUUCUGAAGGCUAAAGCAAUCAUCUCCCAGAUUUUGAUCUAGGUUGCAGAAGUUGUCUCAGAAGAACUAUGUCACAUUGCAUUCAUGUCCAUAUUUUAGAGAAGCAUUUUGCUUCAGUUUAACUGGGGGGAUAGCUGUUGUUGCAAGCGCUGCAUGUAACUACCAAACAUCAGUCAGGUCUGUACCCCUGUUGGGAAGACAGAAACGUGAUUGUACUGGUUUAUGCCUUGAAGAUAGUGCUACUUGUAAAGCAUUUAGCAAGAGCGCAUGAUGGAUCAUAUUACUUGAAAUUCUUUGGACCAUGCUAACCCAGUUUCACUUUUCUUGA